Messenger RNA from Arachis ipaensis, 1056 nucleotides. RefSeq names its product chitinase-like protein. The record is from RefSeq and is a predicted model, not a curated record. Lineage: Eukaryota; Viridiplantae; Streptophyta; Magnoliopsida; Fabales; Fabaceae.
AUUUGAAUCACCAUGUCCAUAAACUCUCUCAUCUUAACCACACACCAAAGAUUCAAUCUUUGCCUCAAAAUCAGACAACCCACUUUUUCCACUUCGCGCCAUAUCCUUCUCAUCUCAACCAAAUUCAGGUCACCGCACUUCUUUGCAUGUUCUUCAUCAAAUAAUGGAUCCGAACCCAUUGUUAUUCAGAAUGAUACCUUUCAAUUUCACACCCAAGUGGGUACCCCCAAAGUUCCCUCCUUUUCUUCUCCAGUUCCCAAGUUCAGUUUGAGUGACCAAGCUUUCUUUCUCCUCGCAUUCAUUGCCUGCACGACCUCUGUGGCAUUCACUAGCCUUGUUUUUGCUGCUGUUCCCACUCUAGUUGCAAUGAGAAAUGCUGCUAUAUCCCUUUCGAAGCUAGCAGAUACUGCUAGAGAGGAACUCCCGAGUACCAUGGCUGCUGUUAGGCUUUCGGGGAUGGAAAUUAGUGAUCUGACACUAGAACUAAGUGAUCUAAGCCAGGAAAUAACAGACGGAAUAAACAAGUCAACUCAAGCUUUGCAAGCCGCAGAAGCCGGAAUUCGGAACAUUGGUUCAAUGGCACAACAGCAAACCAUGUCAAUGAUUCAAGAAAGGGCAAGCUUGCCCAUAAUAUCUUUGCAACCUGCUGUUGCUGGAGCUGCAAGGAAGACGUCGAGAGCCGUCGGGCGAGCCACAAAGAGCCUGAUCAAAAUCAUAUCAGGAAAGGGAGAAGUCACAGCUGAAUAUGAUGAAGAUGACAUAACUUACAUGUGAAACUGAAGAAACCUCUCCAUGGCCAUGCCAUGAGUUCCAAUUCAACGUUGUGAAUAUUCCAUUUUCUCAAUUCCUUCCACUCCCAAAUACAGUAGUGUAGGUAUAGGAGCACAUAUACUGUAAAACCAAAUGAAACUGAAAUACAAGUUUAGAUAAGUUGAUAGGACUUGCUUUAUUUGUGUAGCUUGAUGCUAUUCAGAAUUGUUGCUACAUAAAAGUUCUCGCACUUACAAAUUACAAUGGUGCUGCAUUACAAAGAAAAUUGUCAAAAUUUAACUUCAA